Messenger RNA from Salvelinus fontinalis (brook trout), 6572 nucleotides. RefSeq names its product ubiquitin specific peptidase 19 (gene usp19). The record is from RefSeq and is a predicted model, not a curated record. The transcript is spliced from 25 exons. Bases 509 to 4981 code for a protein of 1490 amino acids. Gene Ontology annotation, molecular function: cysteine-type deubiquitinase activity. Gene Ontology annotation, biological process: protein deubiquitination. Lineage: Eukaryota; Metazoa; Chordata; Actinopteri; Salmoniformes; Salmonidae.
UACAGUGCUGCCUUCAGGAAGUGGCUAGUCUUCAGAGUGGAUUUCGGUUUGUACUGUUUUUGUUCCUAAACAAAGUGCGAGUCAUUCCGCGGGGGCCGGUAAAGUAGGUUGACGCGAUUGAUAGAUUUGUUGUCAUAUACGUCACAUUUAUUUGCUUUAUAUAUCCGGUAUAUAUAAGAAAUGGGUCCUGGAUAACGCGAAUAUUCGAGAAACACCGGAGUACGGGGUUUCGAAUGCAAGCAGGGAUGAGCAGAGGCCCGCGGCUGUUUCAUUAAGCUUAGCGAGGACUGAAGAAGUAACGUUACGGACUCGCCGGCAUUGUGCCCAAAGACCCGGAGACCAUACUCCAAAUUAUACACGUUUUGCCCCUUGAUUCUGUUUUGGGAGAGUUCUAACUUGUUACAUCGCCAAGAUAGCUGGACCGGGCAGAAAGCGGCACACCUCAGAACCAGACCCCAGCAGCAGCGACACAGGCGACGGGCGUCCCGUGCGCGCUAAGUGCUUGAAGAUGGCCAGCAGCACUGAAUCAGGCCGGCGGAAUGGGGGUCAGCGCAGCACCGAUGCCAGCACCAGCAAGAAGAAGCAGAAGGACAGGGCCAACCAAGAGAGCAGGGAGGCAAAGCGAGCAGCAGCAGCAGCAGGGGACAAUGCAGAGCACAAGAAAGAUGUGUUUGUGGACUGGAAGCAGAAUGCGAAUGAGGUGACAGUGAGGCUGCGCUGUGGAGAGGGGGUUCAGAGUGUGGAGGACGUCACCACUACCUUCACUGACACAGACUGUCAGGCCUGCUUCCCAGAUGGGCGCCAGUGGGACUGUCACCUGUAUGAGGAGAUUGAGGGCUCCUGCAGCAAAGUGCAGUACAAAGAGAAGUGCGGCUUCCUGCUUUUGGUCAUGCACAAGAAGAUCCCCUUUCACUCCUGGCCCUCCCUUAAGCAAACUAAAAAGGAGAAGGAGCCUGUGAAUGUACAGGCCAAGAACGGCAAAGAGCAGAAACCGCCGCCUGUGGUAAAGCCUGAGAAAUCUGUCCCAGAGACGGCAGACAAGCCCAAACUGUCCACCCAGCCGCCUGCACAGAGUGAACAGAGACAUGGCAAAGUUGAGCGAGGUGUCAAACGCACCAUGAAGAACAAACCAGCAGCAGACAGACCAGAAUCUGGGGUGAAGGCUGCAGAAGAGGGGCAGACCAAACCUCUCAGUAAAGGGGACCUGCCUCAGGAGCCUAGUGCCAAGCGCACUGUCCGUCCCCCCAAGGCCUCCAAGGACCCUACUUCACAGACACCCAGGGAUACACACCCCAAGUCCACAGCCAAUGGGAAACCGCACACCCCUACUCCCACUGACCGGGACCCCCAGACGUAUACAGCUGGUGACAAUCGUGCUGAGAGGCUAGGCAACGGUCAUGAGUGUACAACACACGAGAUAGCCGUCAGCCACACAAAGCAGGAGAUGAAAGUUCAGCUGGAGAAGGCCCCAGAGUCUGAUUUCAAGGCUCGGGCAGGAGAGGAACGCACACCGUCAGCCACUGUGUCCAGUGCUGUGAGCAGCCACAAGGCUGAAAACUCCACAAACGGAACAGAGCGGCAAGGGGAGGCUGAGAGGACCGAGUCCUCUACGGUAUUGAGGAAGUCCAAGGAUGAGGCUGACCAGGCCACUCUAACACCAACCCAGCAGUCAGGAUCAGGGGAGCCUGUGACUGCAACACCAAGCAAGCAGGCUGAGUUCACCAGCAGUACAGAGGAGGAGAAGAAGGACCAGUCUAAAGAGGAACCUCUGGAGAUUAAGCAGCUGGAGGAAGCAGUUCCAGAGCCAAUGGUGAACCUCAAUUUUGUGAAGAACGACUCGUACGAGAAAGGCACAGACCUAAUGGUGGUCAACGUUUACAUGAAGAGCAUCUGCAGAGAGACGGCCAGGGUGAUCUUCAGGGAACAGGACUUCACCCUCCUCUUCCAGACCAGCGAUGCAAUUUUCUUGCGCCUUCAUGCGGACUGUGGAGUGAAUACAGUUUUUAAGUGGCAAGUCAAACUCAGGAACCUCAUCCAGCCUGAGCAGUCUACGUACUCCUUCACCCCGUCCCGUAUAGACAUCACUCUGAAGAAGAGACACAGCCAGCGCUGGGGGGGCCUAGAAGCCCCCGCUACACAAGGUGCAGUGGGGGGCGCCAAGGUUGCUGUGCCCUCCGGGCCGUCAUCUCAGACUAGUCAGCCGGGCAGCAGCCAGCACAGCCUCCCUGCCAAGGAGGAGCCACCCCGGGCAGAAGACGGAGGCCUGGACAAUGUGUCCGCCCGCACCGUCUCAGACCAUGCCCCUAUCAAACAGGAGCCUGCAGUCACGCCCAAGCCCACCUGUAUGGUCCAGCCCAUGACCCACGCGCCUCCUGCUGGCAGCGAGCGCAGUGUUGAGGAGGAGGAGGAGAAGGUGUGUGUGCCAGGCUUCACAGGCCUGGUCAACCUGGGCAACACAUGCUUCAUGAACAGCGUCAUCCAGUCUCUGUCCAACACCCGAGAACUCAGGGACUACUUUCAUGACCGGGCGUUUGAAACUGAGAUCAACUGUAAUAACCCAUUGGGGACGGGUGGUCGGCUGGCCAUCGGGUUCGCUGUGUUGCUGCGGGCUCUGUGGAAGGGUACCCACCAUGCUUUCCAGCCCUCCAAGUUAAAGGCGAUCGUGGCCAGUAAGGCCAGCCAGUUCACAGGCUAUGCCCAGCACGAUGCCCAAGAGUUCAUGGCCUUCCUCCUGGAUGGUCUCCAUGAGGACCUGAACCGCAUCCAGAACAAGCCCUACACAGAGACGGUGGACUCAGACGGACGGCUGGACGAGGUGGGUGAAAUAGAGGUGGUGGCGGAGGAGGCGUGGCAGAGGCACAAGAUGAGGAACGACUCGUUCAUCGUGGACCUCUUCCAGGGCCAGUACAAGUCCAAGCUUGUCUGCCCUAUGUGCUCCAAGGUUUCCAUAACCUUUGACCCCUUCCUCUACCUGCCCGUGCCCUUGCCCCAGAAGCAGAAGGUCCUCACCGUGUUCUACUUUGCUAAAGAGCCUCACAAGAAACCCAUCAAGUUUCUGGUGAGUGUGAGUAAAGAGAACUCGAGCACAGCCGAGGUCCUGGAGUCAAUCUCUCGGAGUGUGAGGAUCAAGGCAGAGAACCUGAGACUGGCAGAGGUGGUGAAGAGUCGCUUCCACAGGAUUUUCCUCCCCUCCCACUCCCUGGACACGGUCUCCUCCUCAGACAUGCUCUUCUGCUUCGAGGUGCUGUCUAAAGAGCUGGCCAAGGAGAGGGUGGUGGUGCUCAGAGUCCAGCAGAGGCCUCAGGUCCCCAGUAUCCCCAUCUCGAAGUGUGCUGCCUGCCUGAAGCCUCCCCUCUCAGAGGAGGAGAAGCUGAAGCGCUGCACCCGCUGCUACCGCGUGGGCUACUGCAAUCAGGCUUGCCAGAAAAAUCACUGGUCCAACCACAAGAGUCUGUGUCACCCCAACAUGGAGAACGUGGGGCUUCCUUUCCUGGUCAGCGUCCCUGAGUCCAGACUCACCUACGCUCGUCUGUCCCAGCUGCUGGAAGGAUACUCAAGGUAUUCAGUGAACGUGUUCCAGCCUCCCUUCCAGUCUGGCAGAACGUCCCCAGAGGGCACCCAGUGCCGAGCUGACCUCCCCCCUCCAGCAGAGACCCCUGAUGGUGUGAGGCCAGGGGAUGAGGCUAGGGGCGGUGGGGCGGGAGACUCUGAUCAGGAGAGCCCCUUUCUGGUCCCUGAGUCUCCAUUAGAAACAGCUCAGGCUUCAGCACACCCAGCCGGAGAUCCAGACGCCCUCUCCACCCGCACCACAGACUCUGGCUUCUCUGAGCCCUCCUCCUGCUCCCAGGACCCCCAGGGAGAGAAGGAGACCUCCUAUGAGAAGGCUGUCAGGCCAGAAGGUAAAGCUGCAGUGACAGGCUACCAGCAACCAUCAGAAUCUGCAUCCAGCCACGCUUCUCAGUUCUACAUCUCCAUCCUCGACUCCAACAGCAGGGAGCAGAAACUGGAGGAAAAGGAAGAGGCUGUUCUGGACCUCCCUGACGAAUCCACCCUGGCACUAGUGUGGAAGAACAACGAGCGUCUCAAGGAGUAUGUGCUGGUCCGGUCCAAGGAGCUGGACUUUAAGGAGGACCCUGGGUCGGUCAGUGAGACUGCCAGGGCUGGACACUUCACCCUGGAGCAGUGCCUUAACCUCUUCACUAGGCCUGAGGUGCUGGCACCAGAGGAGGCAUGGUACUGUCCAAAGUGCCAGCAGCACAGGGAAGCCUCCAAGCAGCUGCUGCUGUGGCGUCUGCCCAACGUCCUCAUCAUCCAGCUCAAGCGCUUCUCCUUCCGCAGCUUCAUUUGGAGGGACAAGAUCAACGACAUGGUCGAUUUCCCUGUCAGGAACCUGGACCUCAGUAAGUUCUGUAUUGGUCAGAAGGAUGACAUGCAGCAGCCGCCAAUCUAUGACCUCUAUGCUGUCAUUAAUCACUACGGAGGCAUGAUCGGAGGUCACUACACAGCCUACGCACGCCUGCCCAGUGCCCAGAACAGCCAGCGCAGUGAUGUUGGCUGGCGUCUGUUUGAUGACAGCACAGUGACAACAGUUGAGGAGAACCAGGUGGUGACACGCUACGCCUACGUGCUGUUCUACCGCCGCCGCAACUCCCCCGUGGAACGACCACCUCGCUUCCUAGGGCCCCUCGGGGUCGAGUCCCCCACCGCUGCAGGAGCCACCGCCAGCCAGGCCUCUCUAAUAUGGCAGGAACUGGAGGAGGAAGAGGAGGGUCUUGAAGAGGGCCCCCGGGGCCUGUUCCGCACCAGCCUGGGGAGAAGAGCAGCCAGGAGGAGGGAGGAGGGGGUGGAGGGGCAGGUGCGACGGCGACGCCAAAGGAUCUCAGAUUAUUCCGAUGACGACUGCGUGCGAUAUUUGGUCCUGGGCACCUUGGCUGCUCUGCUAGCGUUGUUCCUGGACCUGAUCUACCCCCUGCUCUACUGAGCCAACUGGGGCUAAGUGGCCAGUCUCACACCCCAUUACAUACACACCCCAAUACAGAUGCACAUGAAAGCUUAUACACUGAGAAAUUAAGUCAAAUUUAUUGCACUUUAAAUUAAAUGUCUAUGCCAUUAUUUAUAUAUUUUUUUAUUGUUUUGUAUUUGUAGAUGGCCUAUAAAUCAACAUUCUGCUGAACACAUUGAAAUUAAACAAAAGUAUACACAUGAUAUCCUUUAAUCAAUUCUAUGCAUCGUUAAAGAGAAACCGACUGAGCUGCUACUAGAAUUUGUUCUUAACUGACUUGCCUAGUUAAAUAAAGGUUAAUUUAAACAAAAUAGUUACUUUGCUCAGCAUGGCUUUGCCUGGUUGACUUUUUUUGUUGUGUCCAUAAUUUAGGCCCUUAUAAUCUACCCUAUAUUCUAGUUCAACAUACCAAAACAGGUCUCAACUGUACUCUCCCCUUUAUUUGUCUUCCUCCCAAGUCUCUCACCAUGUAGGUUUUUUUGUACUAAAAUAUGAAAUGCACAUUUAGAAAUGGAUAGGCCCAUCUUUUGCACAAGUAAUGUUGCUGAGAUGACUUGAAGUCUAUAGCGUUGUAGUCCUACUGUAAUAAUGGGUAGAACUGCUCACUCAGAUAUGUCAUCCUUAACACCACCCUGGUCAUUGUAUGUUGGCGAUAUCUGCUUGCUUGUACCUUCAUGACUUUGUACUGUAGCCUGAAGACAGUUAACAUUGUGUUUUUGCCUUCUCAAUGAAUAGUGUUAUAGACUCACUAAGCUAUUAAAUGCCUUCGCUUUUUCCUGUUUGUCACGUUGCUGAUUAUUUUAGAUUUUAUGUUGUUAACGGCUCUUAAUUCAGCAGGUUUAUUUAUUUCUGCCCAUUCAUUUGACUUAUCCCUGUCAUACUUGUAUUGGAACUGUUUUCUCUGUUUCAUGAAAGCUAUUUAAGCAAAAGUAACCUUUUUAAUGUACUGCUUUGCAUUACACUUUUGGUGAAGUAGCUAGCUAUGUCUGAGCUUUAUGACUGUUUGAGAAGCAGCCUCUAGUGCACUAAUGUACAGUUCCUAGCUUAGCAGGGAUUUAAAGACACUAGGAAAGAGAGACUGUAUGUCUCUCAAUAUAAGUUGCUACAACGUUUCAUGAUUAUCGGUGCUGCUGGUAUAUAGACUACGCCCUGUAACAGUGUUGUAGUGAUAUGUUCAAGUCUUAGGGAUUUCACAGUGCAUUCUGUCAUGUCUCUCCCUUGUAGGUGGGUUUUCAGAGCUGAGUCUAGUCACUAUAUCUGCUUUAAAUGCCCACUAUGUGUCCCCAGUAUGUGUAUUUCAUCUCAUUCUUAAAAUGCAUCAUACUGGCUGUAUUUUGAAAGAUGCAUCUUGAAAAUGUAAUCGCUGACAUGCAAAACAUUUUGGGAUUAUAUCAACAAUGGACUAAUGAAAUAUAUACCAAAAGAUAGAUUUUAGCCAGAUUUUUCCUUUUAAGAGUGCUCUGUUGUUGGAAUAGUUAUAUUAUUUAAAAAAGAAAUGCAUUUCCCAAGCAAUUUGUUCAGGUACUUCCAUCUCAAUGAUGCUCCAAUAAACAAGCACUUAAAUUGUCAA